Syzygium oleosum is the source of this 3931-nucleotide messenger RNA. Its product is annotated as G-type lectin S-receptor-like serine/threonine-protein kinase At4g27290. The transcript is spliced from 6 exons. The record is from RefSeq and is a predicted model, not a curated record. Gene Ontology annotation, molecular function: ATP binding; protein serine/threonine kinase activity. The coding region runs from base 1018 to 3303 and encodes 761 amino acids. Lineage: Eukaryota; Viridiplantae; Streptophyta; Magnoliopsida; Myrtales; Myrtaceae. Gene Ontology annotation, biological process: recognition of pollen; protein phosphorylation.
CUAAGAGUCAACAUUGGCGUCUUGAUCUUUCCAAUAGAGAUAACUGUUACAUUACUGUACACAGCACAUAUGCUAAGUGGAACAAGAAAUGAUAAUUGAUGUCAAACAGCAUUGGUUUUUGUAAUUCACACUAAUUCAUGUUACACACAAAAUUUGUGGAUAGUGCAAGACCUUACGCAGCUAUCAAAGUUUGUUCACUUUCACCACACACAACACUUGGAGCAAACUACGUAAUGCAAACAAGCAUUCUCAACUCUUUAUUCUCACCUUCUCUCUCAUUUAUCAACGAGCCAACUCUUUCUCCUUCUCUCUUAUUCCAAAGCACCUUGGCUAUCUAAGGCUCACUCUCAAUGGCUCACCAAAUGAUCUUAUUUAUGGCUUAGAAACUACUAUUUCAAAAGUGGCUCUUCCUGCUCAAACUUCUGCUCCUUGAAGAACAUAUGCUAGCCAAAUUUGUUCAAGGGAAAUUAAAGACUUCUUCCUCUUUUCUUGCAUCUCGCGCUUGUGUCCAUAGGAGUUGGCAGGUUCACCAUUUUGGUCAUCAAGCAUUAGUGUUGUGGUUGGGAGUGUCGGGGUGAAGAAAAUGUGAGUGGAAAGAAUAUGAAAUAUCAAAAGUUCCCUGCAUCCUCUCUCACAAAAAUUUUAAAUUCUUCUCCAUUUUCUACCCAAAAUUUCAUCACUUCCAUUUUCCUUCAUCUCCCAAACAGAGCCUAAAUAUUCCUUCUAGAAGAUGUUGAACUGCAAAUAUGGGCUAGUUCAACACCAUCAAUAGUCCUGCUUGGGGAAGAUUGGUUAGUCGUCGCCCUGUCUCAGUUGUGAAGAAAGAGAUAUGACUUUCUUGCAUUGCGUGAAUAGCCAUUGCGUGUCUUCUGAUCAACCUUUCUCGACCAAGUGUACAUAUCCCACUGGGAGUUGCUGGUUUGCAGAACAUUCUGUAAGGUAGAAUUCAGCUAGAUAUUCAUGGUAAGCAUCUUUUGAUUGUUAAAACUGGCAGUGACGAGGAGGAUCAAAGGAAAAAUGGCGGAUGGCUUUAUGGAAAUUGGAAAGCUUUCAUUUUCCCCUCUUUUUCACUCUCUUUUUGUAAUCUUUAUGUCGGUGCUGAAAUUGUCGAUUGCAACUGAUUCCUUAAGUUCAGGUCAGUCUAUUAAAGAUGGAGAGACAUUGGUAUCUUCAGGCCAAAGCUUUGAGCUUGGCUUCUUCUCUCCAGAAAAAUCCAAGAAUAGGUACUUGGGGAUAUGGUACAAAUUUAGUCCUGAAACAGUCGUUUGGGUCGCCAACGGGAACAACCCACUCGCUGAUUUAAAUGGUGUUCUCACAUUUAGCGAUGAGAGAAAUCUAGUUGUUCUCAACCAGUCAAAGAGUGUCAUCUGGUCUUCGAAUUCAUCCAGGGCUUUAAGAAACCCAGUUGCACAGCUGUCGGAUUCUGGUAACCUUGUUGUUUCAGAGAAUGCCAGUUCACAUUCGGGUGAAUACUCAUGGCAGAGCUUUGACUAUCCAACUGACACCCUUUUAGCUGGUAUGCGAAUGGGAUGGAGCCUCAAAACCGGUUUCCAGUGGCAUCUGACUUCUUGGAAAAGCAUGGAUGAUCCUUCUUCUGGAGACUAUACCUAUGGAAUAAAUGUUAAUGGGUUGCCCCAAUUGGAAGUGCUCUACAAAGGUUUCACAAAAAAAUAUCGAGCUGGUCCACAGAAUGGAGUCCAUUUCCCAGGUACUCCGCAGUCUGAAAUUACCCUAUUUAAGCCCAUGUUUGUUUACAAUGAAACAGAUGUGUAUUUUGAGUUUGAAUCUAUAAGCGAUGAUGUCAUCACCAUAGUCAGAUUGAACCAGUCUGGUCUUGUGCAAUGUAUUCUAAGGAAGAAAGAGAGCUCUACAUGGGACGUUAUGGUCUCAAUGCCCCGUGAACCAUGCGACAUUUAUGGGCAGUGUGGUGCUAAUGGUGUCUGCACAAUUGACAAAGAUCCAAGAUGCCAGUGCUUGCAGGGUUUCAUGCCCAAGACCCUAGAAGAGUGGCAGAUGCUUAACUCAACCAGUGGGUGUAUAAUGAAAGUUCAAUUGAAUUGCUCUCGCCAGGAGGGGUUUCUGAAACUUUCACAGCUGAAGUUGCCCGACCUGAUAGACUUCCGGUUAAACAAGACUAUGAGCCUUGAGGAGUGCAAGGUUGAGUGCCUAAAGAACUGUUCUUGCAGGGCUUAUGCUAAUUCAGAUGUUAGAGGAGGAGGUAGUGGCUGUUUAAUGUGGUUUGGGGAUCUUAUUGAUAUAAGAGAAUCUCAACAAGUCAACUACGAGCAAAAUCUCUACAUAAGACUACCUGCAUCUCAGUUAGAUUCAAUCCACAGCCCCCUCAAUAAGAAAAGACUGGUGACUGUCACAGUGGCUUCUGCAAUUUCCGGAUUGUUUGUAGUAGGUAUAGCAUUGGGCAUAAUGUGGAAAAGCAGAAUGAAAGGAGGAGGCUUGCAAAGUGGAAAGGAAGACAUUGACUUACCAUCAUUUGAUUUUCCUGCCAUUAGCGUUGCGACUGGACAUUUCUCUCAGGCCAACACGAUUGGAGUGGGUGGCUUUGGUACAGUCUAUAAGGGCAUUCUCUCCACGGGCCAAGAAAUAGCAGUGAAAAGGCUGUCCAAAAGUUCAGGACAAGGUCUCGAAGAGUUCAUGAAUGAAGCACUCCUAAUCGCCAGACUUCAGCACAGGAACCUUGUCGGACUUCUUGGCUAUUGCAUAGAGGGAGAAGAGAGAAUGCUAGUAUAUGAGUAUAUGCCAAAUAAAAGCUUGGAUAAUUUCAUUUUUGAUGAUGACAAAAGCUCCACCUUAGCAUGGAAAAGUCGCUUUGACAUAGUCAUAGGAAUUGCGAGAGGACUUCUCUAUCUUCACCAAGAUUCAAAACUACGAGUCAUUCACAGAGACCUCAAAGCAAGCAAUAUAUUGUUAGAAGUUGACCUGAAUCCUAAAAUUUCAGACUUCGGUCUCGCAAGAAUCUUUGGGGGUGAUGAAAGGGAGGCAAGAACUAGGAGAAUUAUCGGUACCUACGGCUAUAUGUCUCCAGAGUAUGCUUUUGACGGAAAAUUCUCAGUGAAAUCCGAUGUUUUUAGCUUUGGUGUACUUUUGUUAGAGAUAGUAAGUAGCAGAAGGAAUAGAGGAUUCUGGCAUCAAGAUCAUCACCAGAACCUUCUUGGGCACGGAAGUAGUGUAUGGUUACAUAAAUUCACGUCUAUUAUGUACUGGCAGACAUGUUUUCUAACAAGCUUUAUAAUGAUACUGUCUAAUGACAUGAAUGAAUUUGUUCAAGGCAUGGUUGCUUCGGAGUGAAGGCAGGGCCUUGGAACUUUUACAUGAAUCUCUAUGCGAGUCCUUCAUUGCAUCCCAAGUAGAGAGAUGCAUUCAUGUUGGUUUGUUAUGCGUCCAAAAGUUUCCCGGAGAUAGACCAUCAAUGUCUUCAGUCCUGUUCAUGUUAGCGAAUGAAGGGGCAAUCUUGCCACAGCCUAAACAGCCCGGCUUCUUUAUGGAGAGAAGUCCGUCGAGCACAGAGGCAUCUUUGAUAAAAGAAGAAUCGUACACAAGGAAUAUCGUUACUAUAACAAUGCCGGAUGGUCGAUAAACUUUCCUUCGAGGAACUUCCCCGCAGCGUGGAAUUUAAACCAGCUUUCUCGGUGCAUAAAAAGGAAGAUGGUCUCCAAUCACCAUGACUAAGCACUUCAAUGUGUGAGAGGUAUAGUGACAUAGACUUUAAUGUUGCUUCAUCAGGUUCUCGAGUUUUAGAUAGCAUUUGCUGAAAAACAAUCUGAAAAGUUAGUGGAAGCACUGUGAUGUGUGUGGAUAUGAAUCUAUCGCCUGCUCGCAUAUGGAGGACUAUUUAGCACGAGAAGAGGGCCAACAGGCUUCAAGACUCGAGAGUAUUGAAGGACUUUCUCAUUCGUAAUGACAUGGAUAGUCUUUA